This is a messenger RNA of Grus americana (Whooping crane), 539 nucleotides long. RefSeq names its product hemoglobin subunit alpha-2. Gene Ontology annotation, molecular function: iron ion binding; peroxidase activity; oxygen carrier activity. NCBI's taxonomy places the organism in Eukaryota, Metazoa, Chordata, Aves, Gruiformes, Gruidae. The transcript has 3 exons. The record is from RefSeq and is a predicted model, not a curated record. Gene Ontology annotation, biological process: hydrogen peroxide catabolic process; oxygen transport. Gene Ontology annotation, cellular component: blood microparticle; hemoglobin complex; haptoglobin-hemoglobin complex. The coding region runs from base 67 to 492 and encodes 141 amino acids.
CUAUAAGAGGGCGUCCCUGCGGGUACUGCUGCCACCAAGACCUGCCCACUGCCACCAGCUGCCACCAUGCUGACCGCCGAGGACAAGAAGCUGAUCCUGCAGGUGUGGGAGAAGAUUGCGAACCAGCAGGAUGACUGUGGAAGAGAGGCCCUGGAGAGGAUGUUCUGCGUCUACCCCCAGACCAAGACCUACUUCCCCCACUUCGACCUGAACCCCGGCUCUGACCAGGUCCGCAGCCACGGCAAGAAGGUAGUGGCUGCCUUGAGUAAUGCCGUCAAGAACCUGGACAACCUCAGCCAGGCCCUGUCUGAGCUCAGCAACCUGCAUGCCUACAACCUGCGCGUCGACCCCGUCAACUUCAAGCUGCUGUCGCAGUGCUUCCAGGUGGUGCUGGCUGCACACCUGGGCAAGGACUACACCCCUGAGGUCCAUGCCGCCUUUGACAAGUUCCUGUCAGCCGUGGCCGCCGUGCUGGCUGAGAAGUACAGAUGAGCCAUCGCCCACACCCAAGUGCCAUCAAUAAAGACACCUUUGCCACA